This is a messenger RNA of Mycena indigotica, 822 nucleotides long. RefSeq names its product Acid proteinase A. The record is from RefSeq and is a predicted model, not a curated record. Gene Ontology annotation, biological process: proteolysis. The coding region runs from base 10 to 822 and encodes 270 amino acids. Gene Ontology annotation, molecular function: glutamic-type endopeptidase activity. Lineage: Eukaryota; Fungi; Basidiomycota; Agaricomycetes; Agaricales; Mycenaceae. The transcript is spliced from 4 exons.
UCGUUAGCCAUGAAGGUCGCCGCCCUUGUUUCCCUCCUUGCCGCCGUUUCCUUUGCCUCCGCUGAGGUUGUCUGGACAUUCAAGAAGUUCCAGGACGGCGUUGAGGUUCCGCUCGAGCAGGGCCCCGACACCGAAUUCCAGUCGCAGGCCCUGAAGAAGGUUGGCGAGGUGCGGAAGCGCAACAACCGAAUGGGGCGUGCUGCGGACGCUACGGUUACGUCGUCUAACUGGUGCGGAGCUGCUGUUACCGGGUCUGGCUUCUCUUCGGUCGUCGGGAGCUGGGUCGUCCCCACGAUUUCCCGUCGUUCCGGUCAAUCCUCUUCCUCCUCGCCUGCUCUCGCACAGUGGGUGGGAAUCGACGGAUUCUCCAACAGCGCCUUGAUCCAAGCGGGCACGCUUUCACAACUGAGUGGUUCAACUCAACAGAACAUUGCGUGGUCUGAGAUGCUGCCAGCGGCUUUACGGCAAGUAAACCUCGCUGUGUCGACUGGAGACCAUAUUACAACCAAUGUGACGCAAACGGGGGCGACCUCUGGCAGCAUCACCAUCCAGAACACUUCCAAAGGGACCACUCUCGUCGGCACGGUCAGUGGUGGCACCAGACUGUCCAGCACGUCCGCGGAGUGGAUUCUCGAGGACUUUGAGUCCGGUUCUAGCCUUGUUGCAUUCGCCGGUUUCCCCACCAGCACCUUCACGGGUUCCGCCAUCCGCUCGGGAACAUCUGUCAGCCCAGCCACCGCGACCCUUAUCGACAUUGUGCAGAACUCGGAGCUCUGCUCGGCCACCCUCUCGGGCUCGACUGUUUCGAUGAAGGACUCUUGA